This is a messenger RNA of Sinocyclocheilus anshuiensis, 2674 nucleotides long. Its product is annotated as protein Mdm4. The record is from RefSeq and is a predicted model, not a curated record. The transcript has 11 exons. Gene Ontology annotation, biological process: regulation of cell cycle; negative regulation of apoptotic process; protein ubiquitination. Lineage: Eukaryota; Metazoa; Chordata; Actinopteri; Cypriniformes; Cyprinidae. The coding region runs from base 383 to 1885 and encodes 500 amino acids. Gene Ontology annotation, molecular function: ubiquitin-protein transferase activity. Gene Ontology annotation, cellular component: nucleus.
GAAAGAAGAAGAAGAACUGCGCGUGAGGUCUGGCAACCCCGAUGACGACAUACACCACGUCAACUUCAACUGACUGCAACUGUUUAAAAAACCCACACACCUCUCCCUUUCUUUACACAAACUCUGAUUCUUUCAAAACUGGAAACCAUGUAAUCGUUCACAGAUAACACGGUGAGUGUGAAUGCACUACCAGCACGAUCACGCGAGGUGUAGUUUAAGCGUUAACGGCUCUUUUGUUUCUGAAUGUCGCGCGCUACUAGCUCGCCCACGUUAGCCUAGCUUCCUUGCUUCAGCCUCGGAGAAUUGACAUUUUUUCAGCCAACUAUCACAGCUUACCUUAUUAUCCACUUGCCAGAACUAGGAUAAUGUUCUUAAGUCAAUCAUGACCUCAUUGUCAUCACCAUCAUCAUCAUCAUCUCAGUUAACGGGGUCAAGCUCUUCAUGCAGGACUCUUCCAGGGGAAGGGACUCAGGUCCACCCCAGAGCUCCGCUACUGCAGAUCUUGAGAGUAGCAGGUGCUCGGGAGGAGUUGUUUACCCUGAAGGAGGUCAUGCACUAUCUGGGUCAGUACAUCAUGAUGAAGCAGCUGUAUGACAAACAGAGACAGCACAUCGUCCACUGUCAAGAUGACCCACUCGGAGAGCUACUGGAAGUGGGGAGCUUUUCCGUUAAGAACCCCAGUCCUGUGUAUGAGAUGUUGAAGAGGAAUUUGUUUAUUUUGAACAAUUCGGAUGCAGCAAAGAAUCUUUCAGUCGGCAAGGAUUCUAAUGAGUCUCCAAGUGAAGAUCCUGGUCAGGUUUCCAGUGGUUCGAUUAGCUCUGGACAAGCUCUCAUUACUGGUAGUUCCAGCACUGGUGCAACGCAGAGCUGCUCACAACGCAGGCCACGUGAUCCUGAUGAAGACUCCUCAGACGGCUUGCCCACGUCUGCUUGCAAACGGCCAAAGCUGGAUGUUACUCUGGAAGAGUGGGACCUUUCUGGGUUGCCCUGGUGGUUUCUGGGUAACCUGCGAAGUAAUUACACUCGCCGGAGCAAUGGUUCAACGGAUAUUCACACCAAUCAACUCUCUCCUGGACAGGACGAGGAUACGGCCAUCGUUUCUGACACCACAGAUGAUCUUUGGUUCCUGAAUGAGGCAGAGAGCGAGCAAGUGAGUGUGGAGAUGGAGGCAGUGCUGGAGCAGGGAAGUGACGCGGAGUCUCCACAUGAAGAAGAGGAGACUGGGAAAGAUAGUAAAGAUAACAAGAAGAUGCAAGAAGAUCAGGAUGAUGACUCUCAGUGUUUAAGUGAUGACACUGAUACUGAGAUCUCCACACAGGAUGCGUGGCAGUGUUCAGAGUGCCGCAAAUUUAACACCCCUCUUCAACGGUACUGUAUGCGCUGUUGGGCUCUGCGGAAAGACUGGUACAAGGAUUGUCCUCGUCUUGUACACUCCAUCUCUGUGCCAGACAUCCCCGCCUGCAGUUCACGUCCUGAGAGGGAUGAAGAUGAGGAGGAUGAUGAUGGAAUCGACAUGCCUGACUGCCUUAGGACUGUGUCUGACCCAGUCGUCCUCCCCUCGCACCACGUCUCUAGAAACAUCCCCCCAUCAUCCGCUUCCUCGUCUAAAGGAAAGGGUCCUUCCCAGCUUCACCACCACUUACAGGAGAGCUCAGAGGGAGACAGCCAGGACAUGCUGGACAUGGAGACGGAAUGCCAACCGGAGGCCAUAAUGGAACCCUGCAAGCUGUGCCGAGUGCGGCCCCGAAACGGCAACAUCAUCCACGGCCGCACAGCUCACUUGAUCACCUGUUUCCCCUGUGCCCGCAAGCUGCACAAAUUUCAUGCUCUUUGCCCAGGCUGUGGCCAGGUUAUACAGAAGGUCAUUAAAACCUUCAUAGCAUGACCAAAGCAUCUUAAAGGCACGCAUGAAUUAUAAAUGCACACUCAUAUACUAAUUUUAAAAAUGUUUCCUUGUACAUAUACAGAAGGCGGCAGGAAAAUUGACAAACCAUUUCUGGGCUAAAAUGAAAGCACAGUGUAUCAGUGUAAUAGUACAGUGUAUCUAUGAUUUAUAUUGUAUUACAAAUCAAGUAUAAAUAAUGUACAGAAUGUAAUUUAAAGAACGUGGGCUCGUAUUGAUGGUUUGCCAUGGUUUUGUUAGCAUAACAAAUGUCUUUGCCUCGACUUUCUGUCAGGUGAAGGAGAGGGUUAACCGCCAUGAUUUUCUACUGAUAGUGGAAAGGUAUAAAUCAUGGGUCAAAAAUAAUAUUUGACCCAGAAGAAUUGCAUGGCUUCAGUAUUUGUGCCUGAAGUUACAAUUAAAAUCCUAACCUUUACUACUUUAAACGGACCAGACAGUUUGCUUUUAAGCGCAUUUAAAAGGCCUUUCAUUAUACUUGACCAACGUUGGUUUUACUUUAUUUUAGAAAAAUAGACUAUAAUUUUUCUUUUUCCCCCUUGCAUAUUUCAUGCACUUAAAGACUAAAGCUCUAGGAAUCACUCCAACGUGAUGUUUAGUACGCCUGGUGAAGGGUUUUUCUUUGGACAGGUGCUUUAAGCGGAUUACAUGGGAAUAUUUAUUUAUUUAUAAACUUUAGUUUUGGUAGAUGACAUCUAAUGGGAUGAACAGUCACAUGUCAUUCCUGUGCUAUAGUGAGAGAACCAAUUGUAUUACAGAUGGUAAAGUAUUUUA